AUGGACGACUUCAAACCCGAUCUGCUCAAGGCCUUGCUGGACUGGGUCAACACCUUUGACCUGCCUGGCAGGGUCACCGCUUGGAACCAGCUCGAGGAUGGCCAGAUACUGUGGCAGAUCCUCUCCGAUAUCGACUCCGAAUACUUUAAUGACUCUCUCCCCAACCUCGACGAAGGCGUGGACCGCCGCCGCUCCAUCACCGAUAGCUGGAUCCCGAAAUGGCAGAACCUAAAACACAUCGAGCGAGCCGUCUCGACAUACCUCCGCGAAGAAUGCGAGAAGCUGCCCGUGCUAAGCAGGCGCAUGAUACCUGACCUGAAGACUGGCGCUAGGGACGGCUCCAUGAUGCUGACGGCGAAGCUGACCAUGGCUGUGCUGAUGGCCGCUUGUACAAGUCCCAAGAGCGGCGAGCGUAUGUUGGGCGUCAUGGCACAAUUGGGCGAGUCGGCCAACACAAUUGGCCGCGGCAUACAGGAUCUAUUGGAAUUGGACAAGCGUAUGGCCGACUUGGGCGUCGAAAAGGAACUGACCCCAGAUCCAGCAAACCUCUCAGGCUACAGAACACCUACCAGGGCAGUCUCGGGCGCGGGAUCGACGGUGGGAAGGGACAACGACUUGGAGCAGGAGGCACAAUUGUUCGAGGCAACCAAAGAACGGAACGCGCUGAGGAACCAGGUCAAUCAAUUGAAAGAGGACACGGAGAAAAGCAAGGACAGGAUCUCCCAGCUGGAGGAAGAACUGGUCGAAGCCCGGUUGCAUCUUGAUGACCGGGGAGCCAAGGGAGCGUCUUCAGACGAUGUUGAAAGACUUCGAAAUGACCUACUUCGCGAGCGACAAUACAUCGACCGACUGGAAACGGACCACGCCAAUGCCAAGGAUGUGAUAGAAAGCUUGAAGAAACGCGCUGCAAGAUUUGAAGCUGAGCAUGAUGCAAAACAAGAACUCAAGGAUCAAUUGCAGCUUGUCAGAGCGGAGCGCGACGAGCUAGAGAGGAAAGCAAAGGCCAACGAGAAUCUUAAAAAGAAGAUUGAGUCUUUGUCAAAGGAAUCUAAAAACUUGGAAGCCGUGAGGCAAGAGUUGCAGCUGGCCAAGGAAAGGUUGCUGGAGCUCGAAGAAAUCGAAGAAAAAUGUGUGGCGCUCGAGAAGGUCAACAAAGAGAACAUUCAAACCCUCGUCAACUCUGAACAGUCCAUCUACGAGGAGAAGGGCAAAAGAGGUCGGCUCGAACACGACAAUCUCAUGCUCAUGAAAGAGCUGGAGCAAGCUAAGGAGUUUCAAUACAAAGCCGAAGAAGCUAAGCGAGAGCUGGAGGAUCGCAUUCGGGAGCUAGAAUCGUCUCACGGUGGGCGUGGAGGUACGCUGGAAGAUGAGCUUGAGCAAAACGAUAGCACAGAUCAUCUCGAUGUACCAAAUAGUGCCAAGGCAUCUGCAGACUACAAAGUCAGCGCAGACUCAAUCGCGCUACAGCAAAGAGUCGAAGUACUUACAGCAAGGCUGAGGAGCAUGGAGGCGGAGACACUCAAACAGAUGCAAGAGAAUCUGGGUCUCAAGAGUGAUAUAAUGACCAAUAAGGACGAUCAGAGCCAGAAACCGUUUCUCGAGCAAAACGAGAAGCUUCAAGCUGCAGAAGCCGAGCUUCAGGAGCUUGAAGGGAAACUACGCGACAAAGAUUUGCAGGUAGCAGAGCUGCAAAACAACCUCAACAAGAAGUCCGACCUGUCCGAGGAAGAAAAGGCCACUGCCCUUCAAGCAGAACAUGACCGGCUCCUCGCUUUGCAAAAUGCUGCGAACCAAAAGUUGCGCGAAGUCGAGAUCAGCAAAGACGAGGCGCGGGCUCUUCUCCUCCGUGCCCUUCUCGACCGCGAUAAUUUCAGCCCUGACCUACUCGAACUGCAAAGAGAGGAGACGUUGCGAAGGAUCAAGGAUCAAAUAGAGAGUGUGGUCAGAGCGCCCAGUGAGGUGCAACCGCAGGUAUUGGACGUCACAUCGAACGAGAUUGCAGAGACAGUGGGCAAGAGUAGAGCAGCCAUGGAAACUGUCAAGAGGGUAAGCAGCCGACAGUUUCUUAAAGAGGAGCUCGGGUCGCCAGGGGGAGCGCAGCCUGUGCCCGUAGCGUCGACGCAAAAAGAUGCAUCGAGUUUUCGAUCAAAGCAGCUCGAGGUAUCGGGAUCUGCUUCAACCCUUGUGUCAACACCAGGAAAAGGAAAGGUCAAGUCAAAGGAGUAUGACGAAUCCAUGUCAACCUAUAACGCAUCGACUCCUGUAUCCAUACGCACACCGAUGAAGACUUGGGGUGAUAGCCUGGCCAGACUUAUGAGAUCACCGCGUGCUCGCAAGGGACACAAAACGGUGGCAGAUCAGCUGGGUCAAUCUACCUAUAGCUUCGGCAUGACAAGUCUUUCUCUGGAUCUCGAAGACCAAAAGGCUACCACGGACAAGCUUCGUAUGGAGCUGGAGAAAGUCAAACAAGAAAGUGCAGAGAAGGGAUCGGUAUGUUUAGACCCUCUUGUUCAUAGUGGGAGUUAUUGGGGCUGUCAUGUGUUUUCACAACACUGGUUGCCCACAGUUUAUGCCCGCUAUUCCCACUCUGCAUGUGUCCGAACUGUGCUAAUCAAGGUUUCCCCCCAGGCUGAACUAAAUGCUGAGGUCGAGAAUCUGCGCCGCGAGAACAAGCUCAUCACAUCUGCCUGGUACGACAUGACUACGCGGUUACAGAGCAAUACAGUUAUCCUACAAAGGAAGAGUGAGGCACCUCGUAGUUGGCUAGGGAAGCAGAGAGCUGCUGUUGGUAAUGCCACAAUAGUAAGUCUCAUCUUUGCUCCAACGCUGGAACGGUUUUUUCCCCAUCAUGACCCAUGA
Molecule: messenger RNA, 2859 nt
Organism: Periconia digitata
Lineage: Eukaryota; Fungi; Ascomycota; Dothideomycetes; Pleosporales; Periconiaceae
Source: the annotation of a GenBank genome assembly